Protopterus annectens (West African lungfish) is the source of this 2636-nucleotide messenger RNA. RefSeq names its product tyrosyl-DNA phosphodiesterase 1 (gene TDP1). The transcript has 17 exons. The record is from RefSeq and is a predicted model, not a curated record. Bases 173 to 2143 code for a protein of 656 amino acids. Gene Ontology annotation, biological process: double-strand break repair; single strand break repair. NCBI's taxonomy places the organism in Eukaryota, Metazoa, Chordata, Ceratodontiformes, Protopteridae. Gene Ontology annotation, molecular function: 3'-tyrosyl-DNA phosphodiesterase activity; double-stranded DNA binding; single-stranded DNA binding. Gene Ontology annotation, cellular component: nucleus.
GUGCGACCUACGACAGAGCGGGUAAUCAAAACUACAGGAAAAGGCAGGAUUACAGUAUAUCGUGAUGCUGUAGUGUUUUUUACGUAGUUUUCUAGUCUGUUAUCCUUAGGAGUAACCGGGAAAAGCCGAAAGACACAACAACAAAGGAGUUGCAAAUGCAAGAAAGCCAGGUAUGUCCCUAGAGAGUCAGCAUGGUAAGUGGACAUUAUCCAGCAGUAGCGAUGAAGAAACAGAUAAGCCUGCAGAGAAGAAAAACAUUACUUCACAUAAAGGGGGCACUGCCCCCUCCAUUAAAAAAGAAGCUGUAUCUGAUUCUGAUAAAACUGACAUUGAUGAAGAAAUAGUUGCAUUUCAGACUGUGAAUAAGAGUCCUUCUCACUCGCAUCAUCUGAAGCCUGUAAAAAAGAAGGGCAGUAGCAGAGACAGUGUGAGCCCGUCUUCAUCGUCAUGUCAUACAAGUCCUCGCGGACCACUAAAAAAGGAUCAGUCCCAUAAGCAACAUUCCAUUGGGUCUGAAGCAAGAAAGUUUGCCCUAUCUGAGAAGCGGAAAAGACUGUCUGAUGACUCUGGCUGGUGUGUGUCUAGCAGCGAUGAGGGAUCUGACACAGAAGUAAAAUGUAAACAGGAAGAACAGAAACCGGUGAAAGCAGAGAGCCAUUGUUUAAAACCCAAGGACAUUUCAGCAAAAGCAGGAAGAGGUAGCCCCUCUGUGCAUCUAAAAUCGCCAAAGAAACAUGCCUCAGACAGUAAAAAUGAAGAUUUGGAUAUGUGGGAUCUGUUGAAAACGGGAGAACCCUUCAGGUUCUACCUUACUAAGGUCACAGGGAUAACUGCAAAAUACAAUACGGGAGCUUUUCAUAUCAAAGAUAUUUUAUCGCCUUUAUUUGGAACACUGGUGUCUUCUGUUCAGUUUAAUUAUUGUAUUGAUGUGGAGUGGCUUGUAAAACAGUAUCCAAAAGAAUUCAGGAGUAAACCUUUGUUAAUUGUGCAUGGUGAGAAGAGAGAAUCUAAAGCCCGGUUGCAUGAGGCUGCACAUCCUUAUGAGCAUGUCCGUCUCUGUCAGGCAAAGUUGGAUAUUGCAUAUGGGACUCAUCAUACGAAGAUGAUGUUACUGUUGUAUGAAGAAGGUUUUCGAGUAGUAAUACACACAGCUAACCUCAUUUUUGAUGACUGGCAUCAGAAGACUCAAGGGAUAUGGAUGAGCCCACUGUAUCCACGGUUACCCAAGGGUACCCCUGCAGCAGAUGGGGAGUCAGAAACAAACUUCAAACAGGACUUGAUUGACUAUCUGACAUCUUACCAGUCUACAACUCUGAAAGAAUGGGUAACUAUCAUCAAAGAAUAUGAUCUGUCAGAAACCAGGGUUUUCCUUAUUGGAUCCACUCCAGGAAGAUAUGUUGGAAAAGACAAAAAUAAAUGGGGUCACUUGAAACUUCGAAAGAUUUUGAGUGAACACGCCUCUUCAGUGGCCUCAUCAGAUACUUGGCGUCUGAUUGGACAAUUUUCAAGCAUCGGAUCAAUGGGGGCUGACAAAUCAAAAUGGUUGUGUGCAGAAUUUAUGGAGAGCUUGGUGACGCUUGGGAAACAGUACAAAAGCCUGGCAAAUCACCAGACAGCAUUUCAUUUGAUUUACCCUACUGUGGAUAAUGUGAGAACAAGUUUAGAAGGAUACCCAGCUGGUGGCUCCCUUCCAUACAGCAUACAGACAGCACAGAAACAACUUUGGCUGCACUCUUUCUUCCAUAAGUGGUCGGCAGAUGCUUCAGGGCGCACUCGUGCUAUGCCUCACAUCAAGACUUACAUGCGAGCUUCACCGGAUUUCCAGGAGAUUGCUUGGUUUCUCGUAACAAGUGCAAAUCUGUCCAAAGCUGCUUGGGGAGCACUGGAGAAGAACAACACUCAACUGAUGAUUCGCUCAUAUGAGCUGGGAGUUUUGUUUGUGCCUUCAGCAUUUAAGUCAGGUGCAGAUGUUUUCAAAGUGCAGCAGACCCACUUAUUGAAACAUGCGAGUGGGGCAUUAUCAUUUCCAGUGCCUUUUGAUUUACCUCCAGAGCAUUAUGGAAGUAAAGAUCGACCAUGGAUCUGGAACAUUCCAUACACCAGAGCUCCUGAUACACAUGGAAAUAUGUGGGUUCCUUCAUAGAAGUUCCUGAACUGAGCAGAAAUAGAAAUGAACUGGUUUUACAUCUACAGAUAUUUUUUUUGAAAUAAGAGAAGUACAGAAAAAGCUCCUAUGAGUACUUUAUACAUGGCUGAUCUGCAGUUUUUACUCAGCAAUUUUUAGCAUUUUAUAAAGACACGGAGAAGGAUUCAGAUAAGUCCGUUAUGUACACAGCUGAAGCUCUUUGUGUCUGCAGAGCUUGAAGUACAUUACUGCUGCUGUUAUGAGAUUACACUACACAGUAAGUGUCAGAAAUGUAAUUCAGCCUUAGAUUUUCAGUUCUUCCUACAGUAGGUUAGACUGAAGGUCUAGACAUAGCAGUUAUGAAUUAGUAUUAUGGAUUCAAUUAAAAAAAAAAAGUAAACUGCUGACGCAAUCCAUUUUAUAAUAUACAGGAUGUUUUAUAUCAGUACAUUAUCAAUGACUGCUUAUUGAUGGUUUCAUAAAGUGAAAUAAAGUAUUGCAUUUUUCUUUA